Messenger RNA from Acomys russatus (golden spiny mouse), 809 nucleotides. It is a transcript of the gene Commd1, whose product is annotated as copper metabolism domain containing 1. The transcript is spliced from 3 exons. Gene Ontology annotation, cellular component: endosome. The record is from RefSeq and is a predicted model, not a curated record. The coding region runs from base 50 to 616 and encodes 188 amino acids. Lineage: Eukaryota; Metazoa; Chordata; Mammalia; Rodentia; Muridae. Gene Ontology annotation, biological process: negative regulation of sodium ion transmembrane transport; regulation of proteasomal ubiquitin-dependent protein catabolic process; positive regulation of protein ubiquitination.
UCCGUAGCGGAGCCGAGUUCAGCCCCUGGGCGCGGCACCCUCCCUAACCAUGGCGGGCGAGUUGGAGGGCUGCAAGUCCCUGAGCGGGCUGCUGAGCGGCCUGGCGCAGAGCGCUUUCCACGGACACGCGGGUAUCACCGAGGAGCUGCUACACAGCCAACUCUAUCCGGAAGUGCCCCCGGAGGAGUUCCGCCCCUUCCUGGCGAAGAUGAAGGGAAUUCUUAAGUCUAUUGCAUCUGCAGACAUGGAUUUCAACCAGUUAGAGGCAUUUCUGACUGCUCAAACCAAAAAGCAAGGUGGCAUCACCAGUGAACAAGCAGCGGUCAUUUCCAAGUUUUGGAAGAGCCAUAAGACAAAAAUCCGGGAGAGCCUCAUGACCCAGAGCCGCUGGGAUAACGGGCUUCGGGGCCUGAGCUGGAGAGUGGACGGCAAGUCUCAGUCAAGGCAGUCAGCUCAGAUACACACCCCUGUGGCCAUAAUCGAGCUGGAGUUUGGGAAAAGUGGACAGGAAUCUGAAUUUCUGUGUUUGGAAUUUGAUGAAGUUAAGGUCAAACAAAUCCUGAAGAAGCUGUCGGAGGUAGAAGAGAGUAUCAACACGCUGAUGCAGGCAGCCUAACUAAGGUGAUGUAGGAAGGAGAGUUGAAAUGAAGGUGUUCAGCGGCGGUGGUGGCGCAUGCCUUUAAUCCCAGCACUUGGGAGGCAGAGGCAGGCGGAUCGCUGUGAGUUCCAGGCCAGCCUGGUCUACAAAGCGAGUCCAGGACAGUCAAAGAUACACAGAGAGACCCUGUCUUGAAAAAAAUAAAAAGAAA